AUGGUGGUAUUAUCUUGGAUACGUGAACAACCGUCCAAUUUUAACGUUUUUGUCUCCAAUAGAAUUAGCAAAAUUCAAACUCUUACCUGUGGCAUGAAUUGGCAUCAUGUACCAACUUCUAUGAAUCCUGCAGAUAUCUUAUCAAGAGGAGCAGCGCCAGAUGAACUUUUAGCCUCAACACUUUGGACACAAGGACCUGAGUUUUUAAGAACAUCGCAUUUACAUUGGCCCCAAAAUACUGUUUUCGUAGCAGAAUUACCUGAACGACGCAGGAGAGUUUUAAUAACUACAUGUCAGCAAGAUUUAACGCUAUCCUGUAAAUUCGCUAACUCAUUUAAUAAAAUGCAGAUAGUUUUCGCAUAUAUUUAUCGAUUCGUGUCACUCAAACAUAAAGAGACCAUAAGGAAAACUGGCCAACUUGAUCCUCAGGAUAUUGAAAGGGGUACAAAAUUAAUGAUUUUAAACAUACAACAAACUCAUUUCGCUGCUGAAUACAAAAUAUUAAAAAAAAGAGGAAAUGUUAAUAGUUCAAGUAAACUUUACUCCCUCAAUCCUUUUAUUGAUUCAUUUGGAGUAAUUCGUGUAGGUGGUCGACUAAAACAUUCAUUACUAAGUUUCGAGGCUCGCCAUCCAAUGAUACUUCCAAAAGCUCAUGUUAUCACAAACGCAAUGAUAACCUAUUUUCAUCAGAAGAAUUUGCACGCCGGGCCACAAAGUCUGCUCGCCACAAUUCGUUUGCAAUAUUGGCCAAUUGGUGGUCGAAAAACUAUAACACGCGUUAUCAACAAAUGUGUUCGUUGUUUUCGACUUAAGCAAAAACAUGUCGAAUAUAUAAUGGGAGAUCUACCGCGCGACAGAGUGCAACCAAAUAGAGUAUUCCACACUACUGGUAUCGACUUCUGCGGUCCCUUCUAUUAUAAAUCUGAAGUGCGAACCAGACCUCCAGUAAAAUGCUACAUCUGUUUAUUCGUUUGUUUUUCGACGAAGGCUGUACAUUUAGAAGUGGUAAAAGAUCUAACUACAUCAUCGUUCUUAGCUGCUUUGAAACGUUUUACUUGUAUUCGUGGAAAUCCCAAAAUAAUUUGGUCUGACAAUGCCACGAAUUUCGUUGGUGCAAGGAACGAGUUAGCUGAAGUAAAACAAUUGUUCGAAAGUAGCCAACAUCUUAAAAAUAUUCAUCAGCAUUGUCUAAGCGAUGGCAUAGAAUGGAAAUUUAUACCACCUAGAUCUCCACACUUUGGUGGUCUCUGGGAGGCUGCCAUAAAAUCUGCAAAGCGUUUGUUUUACAGCACUGUUGGACUUUCAAUCUUAUCAUUUGAAGAAUUACGCACACUCGCAUGCCAGUUAUCGGCAGUGCUUAAUUCUCGCCCUCUUUGUUCUAUUUCAGAAAAUCCAGACGAUUUAGAAGUCCUCACACCAGCUCAUUUUUUGGUGGGUGGUCCGCUAAUAUCAAUAUCUGAGCCCAACCUUACCACGUCUGACUUCUCUCGCUUAGACAGAUGGCAACGAGUUAAUUAUAUGCUACAAAUAUUUUGGAAAAGGUGGAGUGUCAACUACCUCACCCUAUUGCAAGAGCGUAGCAAAUGGCGCUCACCUGCAGCAAAUGUUCGUGUUGGAGAUAUAGUACUAAUACAUGAAGACAAUGUUCCACCUCUUAAAUGGCAUUUAGGCCGCAUCACCAGCAUAAUAUGCGGAUCUGACAAUGUGGCUCGAGUGGCGGAAAUACGCACGAAUAUAGGAAUUAUCAAACGUGCAGUAAGGAAGGUGGCAGUUCUUCCAAUAGACGAUAAAUAUGUUUAA
This is a messenger RNA of Teleopsis dalmanni, 1800 nucleotides long. RefSeq lists its product as uncharacterized. The transcript has a single exon. The coding region runs from base 1 to 1800 and encodes 599 amino acids. The record is from RefSeq and is a predicted model, not a curated record. Gene Ontology annotation, molecular function: nucleic acid binding. NCBI's taxonomy places the organism in Eukaryota, Metazoa, Arthropoda, Insecta, Diptera, Diopsidae. Gene Ontology annotation, biological process: DNA integration.